AUGGAACCAUUAUAUUCUUGUAGAAAUUGCAUAUUAAGUUUGUUUUCUAUUUUACUUGUUAUAUUGUCUACUGGUGCAGUUUCAAAUCGAGUGACUUAUGAAGGAGAGAGCAUGGUGGUUGAGGGAAAUCCCUUUCAAAUUAUUUGUAAACUCACCGUUUUCGACACAAUGAAAUGGCAAAGAAAUGGUGUUACACUUUACACAGAUGAAAACACAUUGAUGUCUCUCAGCGAAGAUGAAUCGGGUGGGGGUUACAUCAUAGGAAAAUUGAUGAUACGAAAGGCGCGUGAUUAUCAUAGUGGGGAGUAUACAUGUAGUUCCUUCGGGGGUCCGGGUCAUACCGUCAACGUUGUCGGCGUAAAAAUAGUAGGUAAUUUCGACUUCGAUUGGUACAAAGUCAUCGAGUACAAAUCGACGUUGAAUUUACAAUGCAAUUUAACGGAUGAAUCCGUAGCGGAUAGUUAUACCGUUAAAUGGUUGAAAGAUGAUAAACCUAUGAGUGAAACCUCGGAUAAUAGGGUUGAAAUUAAACCUUUGGAAAACAGGUUCAUUCUUUCAAAGGCACUCGACACAGAUGCCGGAAAUUAUUCUUGCGUUUUUACGAAUAAGAUAAACAAUUCAGAACUUCGAUUAAAUUUUCAAGUUGUUUUCAAGCCGUAUGUUAAAUUGCCACCUCAUACAAGCGUCGUUGAAGGAGAAAAAUUAACUUUAACUUGUAUUAUUUUGAGUGAUCCAGUGCCUAUUGUUUAUUGGAAAAUUGGAAACAAAACAUACGAAGACAGCGAUGAACGGGUCAAACUUUUGGAAAAUAAAGAAAAAGGUAUACCCAAAUCCAUAUUACAAAUCGAAGAAGCCAACAUGGACGACAGGAACACGUACACGUGCGGAGCCUACAAUAUUGGAAAUAAAUUUUCAAAUGCAACGGAAUCGUCAACUUUUGUCAGAGUCAAAGAUAAAUUGGCUGCUUUGUGGCCAUUUUUGGGGAUUUGCGCGGAAGUCGUCGUUCUUUGCACUAUUAUAUUAAUUUACGAGAAAAAACGAAACAAAACUGAAUUGGAUGAAAGCGAUACGGAUGGAAGUCCAGAACAGAAAACCACUCCAGAUCACAAAAAGGAAAGCGAAAUUAGGCAAAGAAAGUAA
Messenger RNA from Pediculus humanus corporis (human body louse), 1140 nucleotides. Its product is annotated as Basigin precursor, putative. The record is from RefSeq and is a predicted model, not a curated record. The coding region runs from base 1 to 1140 and encodes 379 amino acids. The transcript is spliced from 6 exons. Lineage: Eukaryota; Metazoa; Arthropoda; Insecta; Psocodea; Pediculidae.